UUGUCAAGCGAAUGCAGGACGCAGCUGGCCGAGAAACAGGACGCCUUUUGCCACUGUCUGCAGCACCAUUUCCAGAACAAGCUGUUAAACGACUUCCAGAAGUGCACCGGAGCCAACGAAGUGACCCUGGUAACUCCGGUGAUGUGCGAAAUCUUGUCCGACGAGGCGGCAUGCCGAAAAAGCUUCCUUGAAACAAAAUUGAACAUAUUUGACUUUGAGUCCGAUCCGAACAUCGGCCUGACGAAACGUCGAAGGAGAAAUGCGACAGUAAAGAAAAAUCAUGACGCGAUUAAGAUUCGUUUUCAUCACAAAAAUUAA
This is a messenger RNA of Soboliphyme baturini, 318 nucleotides long. NCBI's taxonomy places the organism in Eukaryota, Metazoa, Nematoda, Enoplea, Dioctophymatida, Soboliphymatidae. The record is from the annotation of a GenBank genome assembly.